This is a messenger RNA of Fusarium tjaetaba, 2310 nucleotides long. RefSeq names its product cytoplasmic trna 2-thiolation 2. The transcript is spliced from 5 exons. Gene Ontology annotation, molecular function: sulfurtransferase activity; tRNA binding. The coding region runs from base 1 to 2310 and encodes 769 amino acids. Gene Ontology annotation, cellular component: cytosol. NCBI's taxonomy places the organism in Eukaryota, Fungi, Ascomycota, Sordariomycetes, Hypocreales, Nectriaceae. Gene Ontology annotation, biological process: tRNA wobble position uridine thiolation. The record is from RefSeq and is a predicted model, not a curated record.
AUGUCUUUACACCAACAACACAGCAUCCCCAAUGAUACCGAACAAGAAAUUCGCUCCAAAGUAGAGCAAGUCCUCAAAGGAACCCCCUUUGCUCCCUCAAGCCUGCGAAAGCUCAGUGGUGGCACUGCCAACUUCAUGUACCAUGCAACUCUCGAGAAGCCAUCAGAUGAAGACAAAUAUCAAAAUGGCGUCGUGAUCAAGCAGGGCGAGGGCUACGUUGCACUUCACCCUGCGUUCAAGAUUGCAACUUCUCGAUGUGCUAUCGAGUAUGAGUCUCUCGUUCAUCUUGCUGGACUCCCCCCGACAGAAACGCCAUCGUUCAGAAUAUCAACUCCAGAGACAUAUUACUUCAACCAAGAUAGCAAUACUCAAGUCCAAGAAUAUCUCCCAGAAGCUCUCAGUCUGAAAGACUAUGCCCUCAAAUACUACGUUGCCCCCACACCCUCAGGUCUCAAAGAACAAUGCGAGCAGCUCGGCCAUGGUCUUGGAUCUUGGCUUCGCGCGUUCCACGGCUGGAGCCAAGAACCUAAGCAAGCAGCCCUACGAGAGACGUUUGCGGGGAACAAGGAGAUGCAGGGUCUCAAGAACAUGAUCAAUUACCAACAGCUGCUGCAGGUGGUGGAUCGAUACCCCGAGAUUCUUGGCGAUGCAAGGGACGUUUUUCAGGGUGUCAGUGAUCUGGCUGCCGGGGAACUUGCAGAUGAAUCAGCAUUGUAUCCCAUUCAUGGUGACUUCUGGACUGGAAAUAUCUUACUCCCUGACACUCCUCUGGCAAAAGGCACUCACACUCCCAUUCGUAUUGUUGACUGGGAGAUGGUUCAGAUUGGUGUUCGGCCUCUGGAUCUCGGCCAGGCCAUUGCUGAGCUUUGGCAACUCAGGCUAUACAAGGACAUUGCCGCAGGGGAGUGGCUCAUUCAGGCAUUUGCUGAUGGCUACGGCGCCGUCAGUGAUGACUUUGCUUAUCGCACAGUUAUCCAUGUUGGUGUUCACUUGAUCUGUCUUGGAUCUCAGACGCCAGGAUGGGGCGAUGCUGAGCAACAGAAGGACGUGGUCAGAACAGGAAAGGAGAUUAUAGUCACCCGAAAACUCAACUCCAACUCACUCGGUUUAUACACAUCUCCACGCCCACGCCCAACUCAGAUGCCUUCUCCAGACACCAGUCGGCCUUGUAAGCGGUGCAAGGCCGAAGACGCCGCUUUACUCCUGCGGACAGACCCAACAUGCCGUGAUUGCUACAUCCAAUAUGUCGCUUAUAAACUGAACAAGCGUCUUGGUGCACUUCAUAAAGACAUUCGCUCUUCAAAGAAGCUCACUACUCGAAGAUACCUGGCCGGCUUAUCCUUUGGGCCUUCAUCUAGCGUCCUGGCCCAGUUGCUCAGCGAGCAGGCUCGCCAUCACUCAGAGAACAAGGCAUCUUCACCAUUUGAGCCCGUGAUUAUUCAUAUCGAUACUGAGUUAUCACAUAUUGAGGGAGAAUCUCCUGCUAAGAAGCUCCUGGAAGAGUACCGUCGUGUAUUGCCAAAUGCUGCGUUCGAGUGUGUUCCUCUAAAGGACGUUCUCUCUGUGAAGAGCAUCGACUGGUCAAGUCUACCCCUCGACGGUGUCACACCAGAUGAUGAUCCAAACGCUCGCCUUCAACGACUUUUCAAUGGUUUACCCACAUUGACCUCGCGAACAGAUCUUCUCCGUCAGCUUAUUCGUCACCUUCUUCUCCAGAAAGCCCGGGAGCACUCAUGCUCAGCGCUUCUCCUCGGUCACAGCACAACAGCACUCGCAGCCUUGACACUAUCAGAGGUCGCCAACGGCAGAGGAUUUGCAGUUCCAUUACAGGUUGCUGACGGCAUGACAACUGUAUGCACGUACGAGGCAGCUGAGGGCGCCGCCGCCCAGGAGACCGGUCGACUAGAAUUCCCGGUCUACUACCCCCUGCGCGAGAUCUUUCGCAACGAGCUGGUCCAGUACAUCGACCUUGUUCCCUCAUUAAAGGAGGUUGUUCCCGUCAAACAAGGAGGUGCCAAGGCCGGAAACAGUGUUGUUUCACACAAGGACUUGAGCAUCGAGGAGGUCAUGACACGAUACUUUGAUAGUGUAGAGGAGGGAUAUGCUGGAAUCGUUGCCAACGUGGUGCGCACAACUACAAAGCUGGACCGAGUUCCUGGGAAGAGCUUCUGCGGAAGCUGCGGUAUGUCACUUGAUGCCGAGGGAGAUUCGCGAUGGGCCGGAGAGAUAGGCGAUGAUGCCGGGGACGGGCCGGGGGCAGCCGGUGCAGGCCGGCUAUGCUAUGGCUGCAAGCGGUCAAUCCACGGGUAG